AAUUUUUUUAUGAUGUAUAUAGAAUGAUUAUGAAAGUUUACUUAUACGGUAUUUUGCGAUCAUAAUAAUGAUGGGUAUCAAAUCUAUGUAGUUCUUUCAUGGGAAAUUUGUACAUUUUGGUACAUAAACAUUGUGAGUAAACACCAGACAUGUACUGAAGGACUGUGAAGAACAGAUAGCUUGUUGCAGUUAUUUUUCUAGUGUCACGUAUGCAAGCAAUUCGGUGAAGACGUCCGUUUACAAAGAUGUGCUGCCUGUAGAAUGAUUGCCUAUUGUAGUCAACAGCAUCAGAAACAACAUUGGCCUCAACACAAACAUUUAUGCAAAGCUAUAAGAGAUGUGCUUAAGGAUCACAAGAUGAAAAUCCGUAAUGUAACUUCGAAGGAGGAGUGGAUUAAAGCAAGAAUGAAUUUCAUGCUGAUGGUGAUACUUAAACUGACACGUCGUCUGGACAUGUACGAGGAAGAGAUGUUUAAAUUCCCAAGGGUGUGUUUAAUCUGCCACGAAGAAAAUAGUCAAUUGCUACAAGAUUGUCACAACUGCAGGGCUGUCAGUUUCUGUACAAAACACAAAAACAGUUCCAUACAUAAAGAUAUGUGUUAUCUUUUAAAACUGUGCCUUAAUUUAGACAUAUUAGCUAUGAAUGUUAAACGAGAAUCUUUAAAUUUUAAUUGUUUGCAAUGUGUUUUUGAUAAGAAAAUAAAUGAUUUUCGACAUAUGAGUGAUUACAUUGAUACUUGCAUAAAUACUUGGUCUUGUACUUUGGAAAAAUCUGAUGUGUUAGCGGCUGAUCAAUCGGAACAUCUCACAAGACCCUUGACGUUACUUUACGGAAUGCAGAUGUUAGAUUAUGUUCCAAAAUACAAAAGUUUAGUCAUUCAUGUUAUAGCUGCAAGCAGUGUCGAGCUUGCUACUUUAGAGGCUUGGGAAGUUCUAUUGCAUUUAGUGCCAGCUACAGUAGUAUCUGUAAAAAUUAUAAUGAUAGGUCCAACAGUAUUAGAAGGAAUUUUUGCCUUAUCGGAUAUUUGUUCCAACUGUGUGUUGCAAGAAAAGAAACUUUUAUUUGAAUGUCACAGCACAUUAUAUGUGGAUUAUUUAAACAGUCCAGCAUUUGCAAAACCAGAUUUAGUUGUAGGAUUCAAUGCAGGUAUUCAUGAGCAUGAAAUUGCAUCUUUUCAAGAAACAUGGGCACCGUCCAUAGGCGCAUUAGCUAAACAAAAUUAUCCCUUGAUUUUAUCAUGUUAUACACAAAGUGAAGUAGAAUUAGAGAUAGCUAGAAUAAAUGAAAUCUUGGGUACUAAAACAGAUUGUAUCUAUCGUGGAAAAAAUCCAUUUGCUAGUUUAAGACCACACAGAGAUUGGACUGAGAAUCUAUUUUAUCACAACAAUUAUAUAAUUAUCUAUAGAAACCUCUGUCCAUAAUAAAAAAAUGUAAUUAAGCGAUUGCCUCAAAUCUAU
Messenger RNA from Linepithema humile (Argentine ant), 1458 nucleotides. The record is from RefSeq and is a predicted model, not a curated record. Lineage: Eukaryota; Metazoa; Arthropoda; Insecta; Hymenoptera; Formicidae.